Sphaeramia orbicularis (orbiculate cardinalfish) is the source of this 1823-nucleotide messenger RNA. RefSeq names its product GRAM domain-containing protein 2B. NCBI's taxonomy places the organism in Eukaryota, Metazoa, Chordata, Actinopteri, Kurtiformes, Apogonidae. Gene Ontology annotation, cellular component: cytoplasmic microtubule. The record is from RefSeq and is a predicted model, not a curated record. The coding region runs from base 150 to 1436 and encodes 428 amino acids. The transcript is spliced from 14 exons.
CUCCUCCUCUGUGCCGGGCCUCCUCUCUGUGCCAUCGACCGAUCCGCUCCAACUUUCCCGUCCUGUUUCUUCCCGAAAAGUCCUCCAUUACAGGCGACGCAAAGGAACCCAAAUGGACGAGCCGCGACGAGAAAUAUGACACAUAAACCAUGGUGCUAGUGACCGAGCAGGCGGACCGACCCCUGACCCCGUUAUCCACCCCUGAACAAGUUUCCAACAAGGACUCCCGUGGGAAUCGAUCUGAGGUGGAGAAUGGAUUGGAGAGGAGACACAGGAGGCGUGGACGGUCCCCCGCAGACCUCCAGCUGUGUUUGGACACAGAGUCUGAGCCCACGGAGAGCAGGAAGAAACCAACACUUCUGAGAUCCAAACCUGUGGAGCAGCUUUCACCGAUGCUGAGUCCAACCGACUUUGAAACAAAAUUUGACAGGAAGAAGUCUCAACCAAACCAGUUGUCAAAGACAAAUGCACAGUAUCAUAAAUUGUUCAAAGAAGUAAGCAAAGAUGAAUUACUAAAACAAAGUUACACUUGUGCUCUGCAGAAGGACAUUUUGUACCAAGGCAAAAUGUUUGUCUCUGACAACUGGAUCUGUUUCCACUCCAAAGUCUUCGGCAGAGACACCAAGAUUGCAAUCCCAGUGAUGUCUGUCACAUUCAUCAAAAAAACUAAAACCGCUCUAUUAGUGCCAAACGCCCUUGUUAUUGAAACUACUACUGAUCAGCAUGUGUUUGUGUCCUUCCUGUCUCGAAACACCACGUACAAACUCCUGAAAUCCAUCUGCAUUCAUCUGGAGGUAAAUACCAUCCUCUAUGUGGAUAAGUCUUGCAGCAGCCCCAUCAUUUCCUCCUGUGAAAACAGCUUCAGAGUCAACUGCCCGUCGUCACUUCCCCUGGAUUUUUCUGGAGACUUCUCCGACCUCGACGGGGUUGUACGUCAUCGACGGCAGGAGAUGAUGGAGAGCAGCAGCUCCGGGUCCCAGACUCCAGAUUAUGAUAAACUGACAGAAUUCCCCGGCCUCCAGGACACCUUCCUGAGUGCAGUGAAGGGUGGAGAGGUUUCAGUCCAUGCAGACAUCCACCUCCAGUCUCCCAGCCAAAAACACGGAGUAUCCACGAAAAACGCGCCAACACAGCCAACACAAGGGGUCACACUCAAAGACAAACCGUCACAGCCUGUUUCAUUAAACGCCAUCCUCUUAAUUUAUUUGUUUCUAGUAAGUGUUCUCGUCUUGUCCUCCUGUUACAUGGCUUUCAAGAUCGUAGCUCUUGAGCAUCGCUUGAACUCCCUGGUGUCGAUGGGAGAACACAUAAGAAAUACCAUGAGCCACAGGUCCCAGGAUGCAGUGAACGCAGAGAUCUACGGGGAACUGUCUACCAAUCUGUUCAAGCUAGAAAAGAUUCAAAGAAACCUCCGGAAGCUACUUGAAGAGACUUAAGAGGCCUGUUUGGACAGAUUUCAUUUUGUUUGAAAUAUUGUUUUACGGCUCAGCAGUCAUCAAAUUUGGGAAUGGAUGUUGCCAAAACAUGGACGACUCAAACAGAUAGCUUUCUCUGAAUUGUGUGAACUGUAAACCUUAAACUGUGCAAUAAUAGUCUUUCUGGUCUUCUCACUCAGGACUGUUUUAUGGCUCUUUUUAGUCAAAAUAUUAUACUAGAAGGUAAAAUGAAGAAGUGUGUUAGUAUGCCAGCGUUAGUGAAGCGAGAGUUUAACUUAAUACAGUAUGUGUAUCUGAAAGCUUUGAUUUUGCAUUUCAUUAUGUAGGUCCUAUUUCAUAUGUUUUUGUCAAAAAGAAAUUUCAAAUAAAUUAUAUUUAUAUAAUGUG